Neltuma alba is the source of this 722-nucleotide messenger RNA. RefSeq lists its product as uncharacterized. The coding region runs from base 10 to 561 and encodes 183 amino acids. The transcript is spliced from 4 exons. Lineage: Eukaryota; Viridiplantae; Streptophyta; Magnoliopsida; Fabales; Fabaceae. The record is from RefSeq and is a predicted model, not a curated record.
CCGGGGAAGAUGAUCAAGGUGCGAACUUUCGGCGGUUCGAAUUCUUGCAGAAGGUUUAGGAUCAGCUGUAAAGCUCAAGAUACCGACAACCAAAGCAAUGGUGAAGAACCCACAGAGUCAUUAUUUAUGAAGGAACUAAAGAAGAGAGGAAUGACUCCUACUUCAUUGCUUGAAGAUUAUAAGCAAGGUGACAAUGAAAUGGAUGAGGAGAUGAAUAUGAAUGGAGAAGAUAGAGGUUUUCCUAAAAGAAAUGCUGUCUCUACCAAUGUUGAGAGGAGCCUAGACAAUCAAAGGGAGCGAUCUAUGGCACUGAACAGCGAAGGUCUUGAGGGGCUGAUACCUCGGGCUAAACUUUUGUUGUCUCUUGGAGGGACAUUUUUCCUGGCAUUUUGGCCACUGAUUCUCAUAAUCAUCGUGGCUUUUUCUGCUCUCUACCUUUACUUUGGACCGAGUUUUGUACAUGAUGCUUCCAAGAUGCCUCCCUCACCUCCGCAAUAUGUGGAUCCUUAUGCCCUUCUGGAAGAUGAAAGAAUAUCUCAGAUGGCGCCUAGUCUCAAUUGAAAGGCAAGAAUUUACAUACGUAAGAUUGUAGUUACAUAUGUCUCAUUUCAGCUCUCUUUCCAUCUGUAUGUCUCCUUUGUAAAAUAUCACCCUGGAAGAACUUGUGUAGUUAUUGGUUUGAUGCUCAUUUUUAUUCACUUCAAAUCUCACUGUCUCUCCAA